Molecule: messenger RNA, 2607 nt
Organism: Antrostomus carolinensis (chuck-will's-widow)
Lineage: Eukaryota; Metazoa; Chordata; Aves; Caprimulgiformes; Caprimulgidae
Product: myosin light chain kinase 3
Exons: 13
Coding region: 1-2607 (868 amino acids)
Biological process (GO): positive regulation of apoptotic process; intracellular signal transduction; protein phosphorylation
Cellular component (GO): nucleus
Molecular function (GO): protein serine/threonine kinase activity; ATP binding
Source: RefSeq, a predicted model, not a curated record
AUGUCUGCGGGUAGCUUGGACCUUGCAGAGGGAAAUGCCCUGACCAAGUUACAGCCUACUAAAGUGAACAAUUUAAGUAUGAUGGACAAAAAACUGAAUCUCUUGACUGAAAAGAUGGACAAAGUGUUACAUUUCCAAGAAGAUCUGACAGGCAAACUGCAGCGAGUUAACAAAGGCAUUGAUGAAGUAGAAAAAGGCAUUAACAAGCUAACGAUAUCCCGAGCAGCUCCUGAUGAGACAGAUGCAAUGAAAAAAGGCCUAAAGGUAUCGGAUGGUACCCACCAGACUGAUAUCCAGAGCAUAUGCUCAGAAGUGUUGAAAUUGAUGAAAGCUGCCCAGCUAGAUGCCUUGAAGCAUAAGGAGAGGCUGGCAAAGAUAGAGAAAAGGGUUGACACACUGGAUAAAGUUAUUACAUUUGUGGGAGAAGUAUUAAAAAAUUCUAAAGUAGUGGAUUUUAUUCUCAAAGGCAUUGUGCCCUGGAAGAAGGGGAGUCUGCUGGAAAUCCUUGUUGAGGCCAAAGAUAAGCCUGACGAGAGUGGUGCAAAACCUAAGCAUGUGCUUAGUAACAGAGGAACCCAAACUGAAAGCAAGAAGCCUCUGGAAGAGACAAAAAGUGGGAAAAAGCUGGAUGAAAACAAGGGAGAAUGUGAGAAGGUGAAUGCUUCUAGUGCUGUAGCCCACAAAGCUUACUCCAAACCCCAAGCUAAAGAGAAGGCAGUGCAGCAGCAAGCAGUAGAAGGUGCUGGCAAAGCACACAGCUCUAAGAGCUGUCAGCAGCAAAAGGACAUUGGUGUCAAAGCUUUGAAUCAACACAACGGUCUUCCCUUUGUAAAUCAAGAUCAUGUAGACAACCAAAAUGUUCCUGCUAAAGCACACGAUACGGACAGAGUCCCAUGCCUAGAUGAGUGCCACAAACAGCCUGUUCAUCAGAAACUCAGAGAGAAUGAAAACAAACCUCCAUCGUCAAGUGCGGCAUUCCGGGAAGCUGUGCCCUCCACAUCCUGGGCUAUAUCUGACACAGGGUGUGAAGUGACACGUACCAGGAUAUCUAUCAAUGUACAUAUGACAGAAAUGAAAGAAAAGACUAAGAUGACCAAGGAAGAAAACUUAAAUGAUCACAGAAGUAAAAGUCCCAAAGUAAAAUCCCCAUCCUCCACGCCAGCAGAAGUGAAAGGGGUCGAACAGCUGCCUGACAAAGUAAAACUUCAACAGAGUCCUAAAAGCAUCAUCACUGAGCCAAAUCAAGAAGUGAAAGGGGACAAUAAGCAAAUAGGGAAGCAACAGCCGUUGCUGAGCAAGCCCAAACCAGAUAAAAAGGCUGAAGAGAAAUCAGAAUUAAAAUGCAAGCCCAUAACCUCACAGAAUACCUCUGCAAAGGAGCCCACGAAAGAUCUGGGUGUGGAAGUGAAAAUCCAUCAAGAAACAGCAAAAGCUGAAGAAUCCCCGACGGACACCAGUUCUGAGAGGAGAGAAUCUGAGUCUGCAUCUUCAGGGGGAACUGAAAAUGAUGCCCGUCAGUGUACCGGAAUGGCACCAGAGAAGACUAGGUUAUCAGAAGCUAGCAAAGAGCUUCCCACACAGGAUGAAAUGAUCAUUGAUGAUAGCCCUUCUCCUCCAGCUCCCUUCGAACAUCGCAUAGUGAGCGUCAAGCAAACAGAGGUGGCAACCUACUACUCAGUGUGUCGUCAUGAAGUACUGGGGGGGGGGCGUUUUGGGCAAGUUCACAAGUGCACGGAAAUAUCAACUGGUCUCAACCUGGCAGCCAAAAUCAUAAAAGUGAAAGGAGCAAAAGAAAGGGAGGAAGUAAAAAACGAAAUUAAUGUCAUGAACCAAUUAAAUCACGUGAAUCUGAUCCAGCUUUAUGAUGCUUUUGAAGCCAAAAAUAAUAUCACUCUGAUCAUGGAAUAUCUUGAUGGUGGUGAAUUAUUCGACCGGAUCACAGAUGAAACCUACAAUCUAACAGAGUUGGAUGCAAUCCUGUUUACCAAACAGAUCUGUGAAGGAGUCCACUACUUGCACCAGCAUUAUAUUCUCCAUUUAGAUCUGAAGCCUGAGAACAUAUUAUGUGUAAAUCGCACAGGAAACCAGAUUAAAAUUAUUGAUUUUGGAUUAGCAAGGAGGUACAAACCUCGUGAGAAACUGAAGGUUAAUUUUGGAACACCAGAGUUCUUGGCUCCUGAAGUGGUGAACUAUGACUUUGUUUCCUUCCCAACAGACAUGUGGAGUGUAGGCGUCAUCACGUACAUGCUGCUUAGUGGUCUGUCCCCAUUCCUGGGAGAAACUGAUGCUGAAACAAUGAAUUAUGUAGUUAACUGCUGCUGGGAUUUUGAUGCAGAAGCAUUUGAACAGCUAUCGGAGGAAGCUAAAGAUUUUAUUUCCAGACUACUUGUGAAGGAGAAAAGCUGCCGGAUGAGUGCAACGCAGUGUCUGAAGCACGAGUGGUUGAACAAUCUACCUGCCAAGGCCAAGAAGUCCAAGCUUCGCCUUAAGUCCCAGUUGUUGCUGCAGAGUUACAUGGCUCACAGAAAAUGGAAGAAACAUUUUUAUGUGGUGGCUGCUGCUAACAGGCUGAAGAGAUUCCAGAGUAUGUCUGUCAAGCUUGCAUAA